AUGUUCAAUAUCGCCAAAGUGAAUCUUGAGGAUUGUGAUGAAGACUUCUCCGUAUCUGAAAGCGUUCAGAUAUUUUCUUCUUUUAAGAAAAUGGGUCUCAAAUCAGAGCUAUUAAGGGGUAUAUAUGACCUUGGUUUCGAAAAGCCGUCACUUGUGCAGCAACGCGCAAUCGGUCAAAUCGUAAAAAAACGUGAUGUUGUUAUACAAGCUCAAAGUGGUACUGGUAAAACGGCCACUUUCUGCAUAGGCACACUUCAACUCCUUGAUUCAUCAAAUAAGAAAACUCAAGCCUUAUUUCUUGCACCGACUCGUGAAUUAGCCUCUCAAAUUCAUCAGGUAGUUACCGGUUUGGCGGACCAUCUUUCUAUAAAGUGUAUGCUUUGUUGUGGUGGGAAAGGCACUGCAGGCGAAAUGGGGAAGACGUUAAACCAGGGCUCUCAGAUCGUCGUUGGUACUCCUGGACGUAUUCUGGAAUUGAUGCGAAACGGCUUCUUGAAAUUGUCCAAUUUACGUAUAAUCGUUGUCGAUGAAGCAGACGAAAUGCUAAAUCAGGGCCUUCGUGAUCAACUUGAGAGCAUCUUCAAGCGUUUGCCCUCAUCAAACAUGGAAGUGGAUUCAACUUGUGGUUUAAUGCGUUUGGCGACUCAACGUGUAGUCGUUUCUGCCACAUGGACAUCUGGUUGUCGAGAGGUCAUGAAACCGUUCCUUGAUAAUCCUGUCUGCAUUCUGGUUCCCAGGGAUGAGUUGAGUCUCUCAGGUAUAAAUCAAUACUACAUCAAUACCGGUGGCGAAGAGUGGAAAUUCGAAACCCUCACAGAUAUCUUCGCUUCUACCUGCGUUCCCCAGACCGUUGUUUUCGUAAAUACACGCCGUAAGGUUGAUUGGCUUUCGGAGAAGCUGCAAAAAGUUGGCUUCGCGGUAACUGCUGCUCACGGUGAUAUGGAUCAGAAAACUCGUGAUCACGUUAUGAAGGAGUUUCGUGCAGGAAGGAGGUUAGUUUUCCGAGUGCAAGUACUACUUAUUUAUUAUUUUUUCUAA
Molecule: messenger RNA, 1038 nt
Organism: Rodentolepis nana
Lineage: Eukaryota; Metazoa; Platyhelminthes; Cestoda; Cyclophyllidea; Hymenolepididae
Source: the annotation of a GenBank genome assembly